AUCAUUCGCUGUCAACAGCCAUGGGAAAGAUCACCUUCUAUGAGGACCGGGGCUUCCAGGGCCGCUGCUACGAGUGCAGCACCGACUGCCCCAACCUUCAGACCUACUUCAGCCGCUGCAACUCCAUCCGUGUGGACAGUGGCUGCUGGAUGCUCUAUGAGCGCCCCAACUACCAGGGCUACCAGUACUUCCUGAGGCGCGGCGACUACCCCGACUACCAGCAGUGGAUGGGCUUCAGCGACUCCAUCCGCUCCUGCAGGGCCAUUCCUUACACCAGCUCUCAUCGGAUAAGACUAUAUGAGAGAGAUGACUACCGAGGCCUUGUAUCAGAGCUCACCGAAGAUUGCUCCUGCAUCCAUGACCGCUUCCGUCUCAAUGAGAUCUACUCAUUGCACGUGCUGGAGGGCUGCUGGGUCCUCUAUGAGCUGCCCAACUACAGGGGCCGGCAGUACCUGCUGAGACCUGGGGACUACAGACGGUACCACGACUGGGGGGCCAUGGAUGCCAAAGUCGGCUCUCUGAGACGCGUCAUCGAUGUGUACUAGGUGGUGCCUUUCUUGUAAUGAUCCACAUGGAGAUGCAAUAAAAUAAAAGUUGUGUUGCGGGCACUAA
Molecule: messenger RNA, 612 nt
Organism: Octodon degus (degu)
Lineage: Eukaryota; Metazoa; Chordata; Mammalia; Rodentia; Octodontidae
Product: gamma-crystallin A
Exons: 3
Coding region: 21-545 (174 amino acids)
Biological process (GO): lens development in camera-type eye; visual perception
Molecular function (GO): structural constituent of eye lens
Source: RefSeq, a predicted model, not a curated record